This is a messenger RNA of Zonotrichia leucophrys gambelii, 3033 nucleotides long. RefSeq names its product death associated protein kinase 2 (gene DAPK2). Bases 681 to 2144 code for a protein of 487 amino acids. Gene Ontology annotation, cellular component: cytoplasm; nucleus. Gene Ontology annotation, molecular function: ATP binding; protein serine/threonine kinase activity. The transcript has 10 exons. The record is from RefSeq and is a predicted model, not a curated record. Gene Ontology annotation, biological process: intracellular signal transduction; positive regulation of apoptotic process; protein phosphorylation. Lineage: Eukaryota; Metazoa; Chordata; Aves; Passeriformes; Passerellidae.
GUCUGUCCCUUACGCUGAGCCCCCUCAGGGCGCUCCCGCUCCGUGUCCCGCCUGUGAGGGGUCGCGGUUGUGCAGCCCCUCUGGCCGGGCAGCUCCGGGGCCGCCGGCGGGUCCGUCCCGCGGGGCUGGGGCGUGCGGACCCUCAGGGCGUCUGCGCUGGCGCUGUGUGUGCCCGCAGCCGCCAGCCGGGGCAAAGGCAGCUCCCCGCAGCAUCCCCGCCACGAGCAGCUGUCCCCGGCAGGUCCCACAGGGGCCGGGCAGUCCCGCGGUGCCACAAGUGCCCCUGUUGGUGUUACAAGCCGCUCGGUCUGGCGGGGCUGCCGUCCGAGGCCAUCGGGGACAUUCAGCGAAUGCUGUGCUCAACUUCCAUCGUUUACCCGCAAGUUUCUUCCUGCCUUUUCCCUCAAGCAGCUUCACUUGGGUUUCUCUACACCUGUUCCUCUGGCCAGUGAGCCGGGGGUCCUGGAGCAGCACAGCGCGGUGGAGGGGACGGGUUUGGCUGGCCUGCAUGCGUGUAGGGGACAGUCGAAGAAGGAAGAUGUGAGUUAGAGAGUGAAAAUGUGUGGCAAUUGCUCCUGCUUUGACUGAUCAGUCACCAGCUGCAAAAGGACCAAAGUCACAGUGCUCACCUGCUUAAUGCGUGAGUUGCAUCAUCCUUGAGUAUCAAUGAGAGACCAAGUAUGGCUUUCUUCAAGCAACAGAAGGUGGAGGACGUUUAUGAAAUUGGGGAAGAGCUGGGAAGUGGCCAGUUUGCUAUAGUGAAGAAGUGUCGAGAGAGAAGCACAGGGCUGGAAUUUGCUGCCAAGUUCAUCAAGAAGCGGCAGAGCCGGGCCAGCCGGCGCGGGGUGAGCCGCGAGGAGAUCGAGCGCGAGGUCAGCAUUCUGCAGCAGAUCCUGCACGCCAACAUCGUCAAGCUGCACGACAUCUAUGAGAACAAGACUGACGUGGUCCUCAUCCUGGAGCUGGUUUCUGGAGGAGAACUUUUUGACUUCCUGGCACAGAAGGAAUCUUUGAGUGAAGAGGAAGCAACCAGGUUCAUCAAGCAGAUUUUGGAUGGUGUGAAUUACCUUCACUCUAAGAAAAUUGCUCACUUUGAUCUAAAGCCUGAAAACAUUAUGCUUCUAGACAAGAGUAUCCCUAUUCCACACAUCAAACUCAUCGACUUUGGCCUGGCUCACAAAAUAGAAGAUGGAGUUGAAUUUAAAAAUAUAUUUGGAACUCCAGAGUUUGUAGCUCCAGAAAUCGUAAACUAUGAACCCCUUGGGCUAGCUGCAGACAUGUGGAGCAUAGGAGUCAUCACCUACAUACUGCUUAGUGGUGCAUCACCUUUCCUUGGAGAAACUAAACAAGAAACACUUGCCAACAUCACAGCUGUGAAUUACGAUUUUGAUGAAGAAUUUUUCAGCAAUACUAGUGACCUGGCAAAAGACUUUAUUCAGAAACUACUGGUGAAAGAUACACGGAAGCGGCUUACGAUUCAGGAAGCUCUAUCUCAUCCAUGGAUAACGCUGAAAGAUGAAACCAAAGUCCAGGAAAACAAGAAGGUGGAGAACGCGCAGCUGAAGACGAAGCGCCUGAGGGAGUACACCAUAAAGUGCCACUCGAGCAUGCCCCCCAACAACACCUACAUCAACUUUGAGCGCUUUGCCCGCGUUGUAGAGGACAUUUCCCGUGUGGAGCAGGGCUUCAGCUCCCUGGCUGCAUCCCACGAUUCCUUGCAGGAGGACAUGGAUGCUCUGCUUUCCAUUUAUAAUGAGAAAGAAGCUUGGUACAAAGAAGAGAGCGAAAGCGUGAGGCACGCGCUGUCCCAGCUGAAGUACGAGUGCCGUAAGGUGGAGUCCCUGAAACGGCACUUGCACGAGGACACUGAGGCUGUCAGUGCCACUCUCACAGGCGUCUGUGGGAAAUAUGCUGAGCUGCAGAGCCACUAUGAAUCCCUCAGGCAGGAACUUUCUGAGGAAAUCAAGUGGAUACAGGAUUUAAUGAGCAGUUUUCAACUGGAAAGUGAAGCCUGUGUGAAUGGAAACUUUCACUCUGUUUUCAACAAAGAUAUUAAUGAAUCACUAAUGGAGCUGUUAAAUAGAUCUUGCUGUGAAGAAUUCCUUGCAGGGUUGAAUCUUGAUGUGACAGAAUCCCAUCAGUAACACUGAGAUCAGGCUAAGUGUAGGGUUUGUUGCUUGUUUCAAUGUACAUCAGUUUAGAAAGGUUCUGGUGCAUAGAUUCUACACAAAAACAUGACCUAGACUUGAAGUAGAAGUUGUGAUGUAUUGCACAAGCUGCUGACCAAGGCCAUAAUCUCCCAGUGGUUUGUAGUGUUGGAGUUUUGGUUUUUUUCUUGUGUUCAGUGUCUGAACUUGCAGGAACAAGAUUAUCACAGUGGUAUGUGAUAACCAAAACCUUUGGUAUUGCCUAUACCAAAGGUCUGGUUAUCACAUUACCUUGGCAACACCAAAACCUUUGGUAUUGCCUAUAUUUCACUCUGCAUAAUGUAUUACAGUUCCUAAAGAUUACUAGGUAAUUAAUGUGGAAUAAAGAAUAAGUCAGUCUGUACUGACUAGAAACUGAGUGCCUGGAAACUGAUAAAAAAAUCCUCUUAUAGCAUCUUUGGUUGGCUGAAGGAAACAGUUGGAUAGCCCUGCUGCAGACAGUUCUAUACACCUUAUGAUACAAAUAUUUGUAAAGGUUAAAUCUGUAAAUUAAAGCAAAUGGUGUAAUAAUUUAGCUAAUACUGUGAAAUGGCUGUCAAUGAAGAAUUUUAGGAUUAGUGUUUAGGCCAAUUGUGCAGGGUGAACUCUUUUACCAUCAAAGGUAAGGUGAAUUUUAAACUGAAGGAUUAAUCGACAGCUGAGUUUCCUGUCCUGUACCAAAGAAAUUCUAUUCAAAAGACACCAUUGGGAACUUAUAAUGAUCAAAUGACUGUGCAAUUUUGCAGUGCAAAUGUCAAUUUUAGACUAAGUGAUAAUAUAUUCAUCUGGUUUGUUUUCUACAGUGAAGAUUACAAAGCUACAACUAACUUAAUCUCUGGUGUGGCAU